CAUGCAGUAUUUAGGCAGUUUGGAAGUCUGUACCAGCUUUAACUUUCCACUGGGCCCUCUUUCGUCUCCUUUGUGCGUGUCAUUACCUCCUAGUCAGAUUGCAUAGCAAGGUGGGCAGACUGGGUGGCCUGGUGAACUUAGGUAGCCUCAGUCUGCCUGUCUCAUCUUCAUUUACCCGCUGCUAUGUUUCUUGCUAUACCACCAAUGUGCUGCUUAGCCCUACCAAGGCCGUAGCCUUAGACUUGUUAAUUUCUUUCAGUUUGCUUUUUUUGUUGACAAUAUCACUAAUGAGUUUUUUGGCCUCCACUCCAAAUCAAAUCAGCCCCCUCUCGUGUCAGCCCCUUCCAGAAGUGAAGCUGCUAGUUUUCAUGACCAGCCCUACCCUGGUAGAAGUACUCUCCUGACUGAACUAUAAAGGAGUGGGAGCAGCCCCAGGCAAGAACAUCUCUGACUCCCACUGUUUUUAGGCAGAGUGAUAUCUCACUGUGUUUAUAGGUUCAUCACAAAUAAAUGUUUCUCAAUUUGUUGUUUAUGACUGCUCAAUUUCCAGAGCCAUGAAAUCAUUGUUUUUGAUAAUUCUGUUCAGCUUCAUAGUUGUUUCUUAGGGAGAUUUCCUGACUUACUUCGACAUCACCAAAAGUCCUGCCUCACAUGGCAACUGUUAAAAUGGCAAGUUCACGUGCUGAAGUUCUACUUAACAAGGAACCAUUCUAUAGAUUCUUUGUACCAUUUUGGUACAAAUUUUGGAUCUCUGGUAAUCAGAACAAUCUGUUCACCAUGCUACCCAGUCAGCCCUCCUUGCUAUACAAUCUGUCAUCUUAGUCCUGUUUCAUGUGAGGAAUUUUACAUUUCUGCAAUAAUUGCCAGUAACUUUUUUGUGUAUUAUUUUCUUUUGAAUACCACAUGGAUGGCAUCUGACACUGUUUGUAAUGCUGAAUUUAAUGGAAGUUUACAAAUAAGUUAUUCUAUGAUUCUCCUUUAAAAAUGCAGAUAUACAUAUAUGUAUAUAACAUUAUUCUCUUCCAUAACACAGAAUGUUUAAAUGGUUAACAUUUGUGCUGCAGUAUAGCUUUCUGGCUCAUGAAAAAUGAAAGCUAUCAGCGAUCUGGGCAAUAAGAUUCAUCGCCAAUAGUCACUAGCAACAGCACACAGCAUUUUAAUAUCAGUGAGGUCCACAGCUAGCAGUAAGAGCUGGUGUAAUUGAAAGACGUUUAGGUGCAAUCAUUCUGCUGUGUGCUCCUUGCCAGGUUCAACAUGGGAUUGUGUGAGUAUUUGAAGAAAACAGCAAUUUUUUCAUAUCUUUGAAAGAUGUAUAAAGCGUAGAUUAGUGCUUAAAUUUAAGAAAUGUGGUAAUUUGUAAUCAUGUGGCUCUAAAAUAAAAAGGUAUUUUAUUUGUCUGGUUGAUUAAAGCUUUAGAAAAGCUAUGCCUUGGAUACAAGUGAACCGAUAAUUCUGGUCUAAUGUUGCCGUGGUAACAACUCAUGCUGAUAUAAUUGAGAACAUCUUAUACAUCCUGGUUCGAACAUUUUCUCUCUGCCAUUUUGAGUUGUUCUAGUGGUAUAUGAAGGAGGCUGGGAUAACUAGCUUGAAAGAAAUUCAGUCUAGUUAUAGACAUCUUUGGCAUGAAUCUGAUGUUUACUAGUGAUAGCUCAUGCUAGGCAGUUAUGCUUUGCUUCUAGGGGCUUCUCUUUUUAAAACAAAAGAAAGCUCUUUUCGUUUUCUGUGUGCUGCAUGCUCCAGUGUGUGUGUUUACACCAUCGGUUCUUCUCCCUCUAGAGAUUAGCAUAACUCCCUUUGCUGUUGGAUUGUUGUUUUGAGCAAUAUGUUUUGGAAAGGUUGGUUUUCAUCAUGAGUGCACGCAAAUCAUCAGAUGCAUCUGCUUGCUCCUCUUCAGAAAUAUCUGUGAAAGAGUUUCUAGCCAAAGCCAAAGAAGACUUUUUGAAAAAAUGGGAGAAUCCAACUCAGAAUAAUGCCGGACUUGAAGAUUUUGAAAGGAAAAAAACCCUUGGAACAGGUUCAUUUGGAAGAGUCAUGUUGGUAAAACACAAAGCCACUGAACAGUAUUAUGCCAUGAAGAUCUUAGAUAAGCAGAAGGUUGUUAAACUGAAGCAAAUAGAGCAUACUUUGAAUGAGAAAAGAAUAUUACAGGCAGUGAAUUUUCCUUUCCUUGUUCGACUGGAGUAUGCUUUUAAGGAUAAUUCUAAUUUAUACAUGGUUAUGGAAUAUGUCCCUGGGGGUGAAAUGUUUUCACAUCUAAGACGAAUUGGAAGGUUCAGUGAGCCCCAUGCAAGGUUCUAUGCAGCUCAGAUAGUGCUAACAUUCGAGUACCUCCAUUCACUAGACCUCAUCUACAGAGAUCUAAAACCUGAAAAUCUCUUAAUUGACCAUCAAGGCUAUAUCCAGGUCACAGACUUUGGGUUUGCCAAAAGAGUUAAAGGCAGAACUUGGACAUUAUGUGGAACUCCAGAGUAUUUGGCUCCAGAAAUAAUUCUCAGCAAGGGCUACAAUAAGGCAGUGGAUUGGUGGGCAUUAGGAGUGCUAAUCUAUGAAAUGGCAGCUGGCUAUCCCCCAUUCUUUGCAGACCAACCAAUUCAGAUUUAUGAAAAGAUUGUUUCUGGAAAGGUCCGAUUCCCAUCCCACUUCAGUUCAGAUCUCAAGGACCUUCUACGGAACCUGCUGCAGGUGGAUUUGACCAAGAGAUUUGGAAAUCUAAAGAAUGGUGUCAGUGAUAUAAAAACUCACAAGUGGUUUGCCACGACAGAUUGGAUUGCUAUUUACCAGAGGAAGGUUGAAGCUCCAUUCAUACCAAAGUUUAGAGGCUCUGGAGAUACCAGCAACUUUGAUGACUAUGAAGAAGAAGAUAUCCGUGUCUCUAUAACAGAAAAAUGUGCAAAAGAAUUUGGUGAAUUUUAAAGAGGAACAAGAUGACAUCCGAGCUCACACUCAGUGUUUGCACUCUGUUGAGAGAUAAGGUAGAGCUGAGACCGUCCUUGUUGAAGCAGUUACCUAGUUCCUUCAUUCCAACGACUGAGUGAGGUCUUUAUUGCCAUCAUCCCGUGUGUGCACUCUGCAUCCACCUAUGUAACAAGGCACCGCUAAGCAAGCAUUGUCUGUGCCAUAACACAGUACUAGACCACUUUCUUACUUCUCUUUGGGUUGUCUUUCUCCUCUCCUACAUCCAUUUCUUCCUUUUCCAAUUUCAUUGGUUUUCUCUAAACAGUGCUCCAUUUUAUUUUGUUGGUGUUUCAGAUGGGCAGUGUUAUGGCUACCUGAUAUUUGAAGGGAAGGAUAAGUGUUGCUUUUAGUAGUUGUUGCCAAUAUUGUUGUUGGUCAAUGGCUUGAAGAUAAACUUUCUAAUAAUUAUUUUUACUUUGAGUAGCUCAGACUUGGUUUUGACAAAACUCUUGGUAAUUUUUGAAGAUAGACUGUCUUAUCACCAAGGAAAUUUAUACAAAUUAAGACUAACUGUCUUGGAAUUCACUGUUUUGGCAAUAAAUUUUGGUAGACUAAUACAGUACAGCUAGACCCAGAAAUUUGGAUGGCUGUAGAUCAGAGGUUCUAGUUCCCUUUCCCUCCUUUCAUAUCCUCCUCUCCUUGAGUAAUGAAGUGACCAGCCUGUGUAGUGUGACAAACGUGUCUCAUUCAGCAGGAAAAACUAAUGAUAUGGAUCAUCACCCAGAUUCUCUCACUUGGUACCAGCAUUUUUGUAGGUAUUAGAGAAGAGUUCUAAGUUUUCUAAACCUUAACUGUUCCUUAAGGAUUUUAGCCAGUAUUUUAAUAGAACAUGAUUAAUGAAAGUGACAAAUUUUAAAGUUUCUCUAAUAGUCCUCAUCAUAAACUUUUUAAAGGAAAAUAAGCAAACUAAAAAGAACAUUGGUUUGGAUAAAUACUUAUACUUUGCAAAGUCAAAGAAUGGCUUGAUUAUUGGAAACAAUAUAGAGGUAUUCAUAUUUAAAUGAGGGUUUAUGUUUGUUUUGUUUUGUAACCGUUAAAAAGAAGUUGUUUCCAGCUAAUUAUUCUGGUGUACUAUAUUUGUGAACCUAGGGUAGGGGCACUGCUGCAACUUCUGCUUUCAUCCCAUGCCUCAUCAAUGAGGAAAGGGAACAAAGUGUAUAAAACUGCCACAAUUGUAUUUUAAUUUUGAGGUAUGAUAUUUUCAGAUAUUUCAUAAUUUCUAACCUCUUUUCUCUCAGUAAACAGAAUGUCUGAUCGAUCAUGCAGAUACAGUUUGUAUUUGAGAGGUUAGUUUUUUUCCUACACUUUUUUUUGCCAACUGACUUAACAACAUUGCUGUCAGGUGGAAAUUUCAAGCACUUUUGCACAUUUAGUUCAGUGUUUGUUGAGAAUCCAUGGCUUAACCCCGUUGUUUUGCUAUUUUUUUCUUUGCUUUUAAUUUUCCCCAUCUGAUUUUAUCUCUGCAUUUCAGUGACCUACCUUAAAACAACACAUGAGAAGAGUUAAACUGGGUUCAUUUUAAUGAUCAAUUUACCUGCAUAUAAAAUUUAUUUUUAAUCAAGCUUAUCUUAAUGUAUAUAAUCAUUCUAUUUGCUUUAUUAUCGGUGCAGGUAGGUCAUUCACACCACUUCUUUUCAUCUGUACCACACCCUGGUAAAACCUUUGAAGACAUAAAAAAAUCCUGUCUGAGAUGUUCUUUCUACCGAUCUAUAUGUCUUUCGGUUAUCAAGUGUUUCUGCAUGGUAAUGUCACGUAAAUGCUGAUAUUGAUUUCACUGGUCCAUCUAUAUUUAAAACGUGCAAGAAAAAAAUAUAAUACUCUGCUCUAGCAAGUUUUAUGUAACAAAGGCAUAUCAUCAUGUUAAUAAAUUUAAAACAUCAUUUGUAUAAAAUAUUUUAAUUUUCUUGUAUUUCAUUUAGACCCCAGAACAUGCUGACCAAUGUAUUCUAUAUGUAAACUACAAAUUCUAUGGUAGCUUUGUUGUAUAUUAUUGUAAAAUUAUUUUAAUAAGUCAUGGGGAUGACAAUUUGAUUAUUACAAUUUAGUUUUCAGUAAUCAAAAAGAUUUCUAUGAAUUCUAAAAAAUAUUUUUUUCUAUGAAAUUACUAGUGCCCAGCUGUAGAAUCUACCUUAGGUAGAUGACCCCUAGAUAUACAUUGGUUUUGAGGGCUAUUCAGCCAUUCCAUUUUACUCUCUAUUUAAAGGCCGUGAGCAAGCUUGUCAUGAGCAAAUAUGUCAAGGGAGUCAAUUUCUGACCAAUCAAGUAAACUAAAUUAGAAUAUUUUUAAAGCAUGUAAAAUUCCCAGUUUCAGCCACAAUUUAGCCAAGAACAAGAUAAAAACUUGAAUAAGAAGUAGGUAGCAUACAUCAGUAUUUAACCUAAAAUUACAUAUUUGAAACAGAAGAUAUUAUGUUAUGCUCAGUAAAUAAUUAAGAGAUGGCAUUGUAUAAGAAGGAGCCCUAGACUGAAAGUCAAGACAUCUGAAUUUCAGGCUGGAAAACUAUCAGUAUGAUCUCAGCCUCAGUUCUCUUGUCUGUAAAAUGGAAGAACUGGAUUAGGCAGUUUGUAAGAUUCCUCCUUUUACAGUUGAUAACAAGAUUGUCUUUCUAUCUGAUAUUUUCAAGCGUAUAUUGCUUUGAAGUAAGUCUCAAUAAGGCGAUAUAUUUUAGGGCAUCUUUCUUCUUAUCUCUGACAGUGUUCUUAAAAUUAUUGGAAUAUCAUAAGAACCUUGGUGUCUGUCCUAAUUGCUUUCUCACUCACCGAUGCUGAAUACCCAGUUGAAUCAAACUGUCAACCUACCAAAAAAGAUAUUGUGGCUUAUGGGUAUUGCUGUCUCAUUCUUGGUAUAUUCUUGUGUUAACUGCCCAUUGGCCUGAAAAUACUCAUUGUAAGCCUGAAAAAAAAAAUUCUUUCCUACUGUUUUUUCUGCUUGUUGUAAGAAUCAAAUGAAAUAAUGUAUGUGAAAGCACCUUGUAAACUGUAACCUAUCAAUGUAAAAUGUUAAGGUGUGUUGUUAUUUCAUUAAUUACUUCUUCGUUUAGAGUGGAAUUUCCUAUGCACUACUGUAGCUAGGAAAUGCUGAAAACAACUGUGUUUUUUAAUUAAUCAAUAACUGCAAAAUUAAAGUACCUUCAAUGGAUAAGACAA
Messenger RNA from Pongo pygmaeus (Bornean orangutan), 6102 nucleotides. RefSeq names its product protein kinase cAMP-activated catalytic subunit beta (gene PRKACB). Lineage: Eukaryota; Metazoa; Chordata; Mammalia; Primates; Hominidae. The transcript is spliced from 12 exons. The record is from RefSeq and is a predicted model, not a curated record. Gene Ontology annotation, biological process: protein phosphorylation. Gene Ontology annotation, molecular function: cAMP-dependent protein kinase activity; ATP binding. Gene Ontology annotation, cellular component: cAMP-dependent protein kinase complex; cytosol; nucleus. Bases 1849 to 2913 code for a protein of 354 amino acids.